AUGUUGCCGUCUCCGCAUGUGGACCAGAUCCUUCGCUACGAGGUGGACGCCGUGCGGCUCCCGGCCAUCGUCUACCGCGACGUCGUGCUGUGGGGAUCUGCGGCACCCGCAGCUCCUCCCCGCGCUGCUGCUGGCGCGCCUGUGGGAGGAGCGCCGCCUGUGGGAGGAGCGCCGCCUGGCGUCGCUGGACGACGCGCCGGACUCCUCCUCCAUGCAGGACCCUGUGGGAGAGGGCUCCGGGCCGCCCGUCGUCACCCUGCGCCGUCUGGCCAGCCACACCUCGGCUGCCACUCCAGCAUCGCGGCCACAUCCCUGCUGGCGCGCGUGCUCGCUGAGCGGGUUGCGGGAAGCAAGUACGAGGCGUGGCCGGAGCAGAAUGUGCUGCUCCCGAUGGGGAUGAGAGACGCCAACUUCUCCCCGCUCGCCCACGUGGACGCGGGCGGGCGGCCUGAGCGGAGGGGCGCUACGCGGACGGUGCGUGACGUCAUUUAUGGACGGCUCCUUGGGCGCCAGCUGGGAUACACGAUCCUCAGGAAGGACGGCGAUAUCGAUGGCUAUGCUGCCACCUUCUCAAUCGUGCCGCAACUGGAGCUGGUAUUCGUGUUGCUGAUCGCAGGCAGACCUCACAGCGGCUGUGUAUGCCCAGCUGCUGCCGACCUUCGACCACGUGCUGCGUGAGGUCCCCAGGACUGCCUGGCCGGCUCCUGCGCUACCUCAGCUACUACGCCUACUCCAACGUGACCUUCUACCACAUCACCACGAAACCGGAGCAGGACAUGAUGGAAAACGGCCGCCGGAGUUUCAAGGAGCAGACGCAGACGCGACAACACCGCUUGAAGAAACGCCGAGUAAGUUUCUGACGCGAAGACAAAGGGAUAAGGGAAGUCAGGGACAGCAGAAGCAAAAUAUCAGUGAACUGCCAACAGCAGAUAACCCGGAGAGCCUGCUACAGUCAGAGCGGCAGCCAAAAGGCCCCAAAAAACAUUGUUUUUGCGAUUGUUUGGUCCUAGCAUUGAAGUGAAGCUUCUGGAAAAAUUCUGCACUUUUCACCUGAGCUACCUUGGCCUACACGUUUUCCUGGCCGAGUUUUUGAGCCCAUUUCCCUGCUCUGUGGAGCAGCACUUGAGCCAGGGCCACCCGAUCCCACUGGAGCAACAGGACCAACAGAUUGUGAACUUCCAUCACCCAGACUCAGGUGCACUCUGUCCAGGAUUUGACAUUCCGGGACUUAACAUUUACAAUGUCAGGCGUCUAAAGAGCUAGCCUAUGUACUGAUCAUGGCAAUGUAACUUUGCUAAAUAUCUGGUUGUAAUUACAGAGCCAUGAUUAGCACCUCAGAUUAGCACGGUUGGCUACGUACGGUGUGAAAAAAGUUCAACAUACAUACUGAGAUAAAAGUAAAAAAUCUGUUUGGUCACUAUAAAAUGGACAUUUUGUUCAUGGAAGUACACGUUGCAGAUGUUGUGGCCCCCAGUAGUAAUUAAGUCAGUUUCACAUGCCCCUUUCCCAUUCUAAAUUGUAUGUCCCAUUGGCACCGUGGAUACAACAAUAUCUAUGUAUCAAAUGAUUGAAUUGAGGAAGCAGCAAUGUUCGUUUUCGAUUGAAAUAUGCAACACGUCACCGACUCCAUCCAAUCAAGACUCGACCAUGAAAACAAUGCGCAAAUCGCGGCACACGACCAUCGGAGUUGCUCUUAAAGAGAAACGACUCCAUUCUGAAAACUGUGCCAGCUACUAAACAUAUCCAAAUACAUUGCAUUUAAUCAACCCAUUUUUGUAUCAUGCUGAUUAACAGAAAACUCAUGAUAGCAAAAUACUCUUUGGUUUUUUUCGGUAAAGUCACGUAGGUAAAAAAUAAAAUAAGUGAAAACAACUAAAUUAAAUCACGACGUUUCGGGCGCAACACAAGCGUCCUUCUUCAGGUGGGGACAACGUAGCGAAAGCACAACCGCUUUUUAUCUACGUGACUUUACCGAAAAAAACCAAAGAGUAUGAAUCCUUGCAGUCACGAAAACUUCAAAUCUAGAAAAAAGAAAUACGUGUUCUUAUCUGUAAAUUUACACUUCCUUCAUGCAUGAGUACUAGUGCUGGAAAACAACGAAAUUGAGAUCUUAACGUCGUAAUUUGGUUGUUAACAUUUCCCCCUAACGACUCUUUUAUCUUGCCGCGCCUCCGACUAUCACGGUUCGCUACGAGUGGUGCAAAAGACGUUCAAAAUACAGUACAUACAUUGUCAACGUCUUCAUUGCUGACAUUUCAGUGACAGCUGCCAAACUACACGAAGGCUUCCCUAAAACACGAACCCAUGAGAAGAUUUUUUACAAAAAGUAUUGUACAACCGCCCCCCC
Molecule: messenger RNA, 2347 nt
Organism: Lethenteron reissneri (Far Eastern brook lamprey)
Lineage: Eukaryota; Metazoa; Chordata; Hyperoartia; Petromyzontiformes; Petromyzontidae
Product: putative beta-lactamase-like 1
Source: RefSeq, a predicted model, not a curated record